Molecule: messenger RNA, 5655 nt
Organism: Serpula lacrymans var. lacrymans S7.9
Lineage: Eukaryota; Fungi; Basidiomycota; Agaricomycetes; Boletales; Serpulaceae
Exons: 31
Coding region: 1-5655 (1884 amino acids)
Molecular function (GO): protein binding
Source: RefSeq, a predicted model, not a curated record
AUGGACCGAAUUAUGCACGAAGAUCCAUCCACCAAAGCCGUGUUUCGUGAUUCCGAUGGAUUUCUGGUCAUUUUACAUGUCUUGUCUACAUUGCCACCAUUCCUCGAAGACGAUACGUUCGAAUCUGGACUCAAAGUGGUCAAUGAGGCUCUGGCAUGUAUGCAAUAUGCAUUUCGUAUCGCCUCGGAAGCAAUACGAGAUCAUACAGAAAACCUUCGGUACUUCGAGGAUCACGUUGGCUACGAAACACUGUCCGAAGCUGUGCAAGGCUUAGUGUUUAACUCUCAUAGUUCUGACAACGUCCUGGGACUGAUGUUAUGCCUGGCCUUCCAUGAUUUUUCCAUCUCAGGUUUGUUUAGUAUAUCGCACUCGUCGAUACAAACUUUUUCAGAGAUGGAUUCCAAAUUCGCGGCAUUGUCGCCUCAGUUAGGUCUAAUCCGUCUUCCUGGUGUAUUCAAAGUCCUCUGGGAGUCGUUAUGUCGCCUUAUAACCAAUGAUGCUCCCUUGCGGUAUAUCACCUACAAGCUACUGGAUCAUACGUUGGGCGUCACGCACUGGAACAAUGCCGUUCUGUGUAGAAUAGGUCUUGUCGAGACUCUUCUAUCAUUUUUCCAGGACUGUGGAAGCAAGGGAGAUUCCAUGAACAAAGAAGCUCGCAUUCUGCAGAAACUACUGAAGCGCACUUUUGAUAUAAGUGCAAAAACGGAUGAUGCCCGAUCUGUUUUCCGAAGAGCAGUCAAGGAUGACAACACUCUUGACAUGGAUGCAUUGGAAAUUAUCCGUUCUGGAAUGAAAUCUAGAUGGCCCGAGCAUUUCUGUCUCGACUCCACUGCGGCUCUCGUAUCAAGUCGAACGAGCACGAAAUCAUUGCCCUCAUCUGGUUUCACAUUUAUGGUGUGGCUUUGGCUCGAAAGGCUACCUCACCAUCAUCACGAUAUAUUUAGUGUCCAACUGGGCGCAGUUACUGUUCUACAGUUACACGUCUGCAGUGAUGGACGGCUGGCAUUUAAGAGCAGCGCAACUUCUGAUUCGGUAAUCUUUUCAAAAUCACAAUUAUCAACAUCACGCUGGACCCAUAUAACACUUGUGCAUCAUCCCCAUAAAGUGGCAUCGCCAACGAUACGUAUUGACUCGCUCCAGGCGGCAUAUCCCAAAACAGAAGGACUGGAGUCCACAUAUAUUAUAGGUGAUAUGUCUCAUGAUGCAACAAUGAGCUGGUCCAUUGCUUCAUCGUACUUCUUAUCUCUACCUUUCGAUGACGACUUGCCCAGAUUCGUUCAUCACUUGGGUCCUAGAUACAGUGGCCGUUUUCAAGAUCGAAGUCUGAUACGAUUUUUGACAUAUGAGGCUUCUACGUCGCUCAACAUGUACUUAUCUACGCAGACAUCAAAAAAUACCACAACAGAGACAUCGACCCUAAGAAAAGCAGUCAAAGACGGUAUCUCGAUUAGCGAAUCUUCUAUAGUGUUUUGUUUAACGCCAUCGAACUUCCCGACUAAUCAAACUAGAGACCAUUAUCUGGAUUCUUUGUCUACGUGGGGUCGUUCGGGUGGCUUUGUGGCUGAAGGAAGUGUACUGGCAGUACAUUCCCGGCCCCUUGACUUGUCGCUGUGGAAGAUUGGUGGAGUAGCGUUAAUAUUGCGGCUUCUCGACCUGGCGAAGACAUCUCAUGAGCUUUCACGAACUAUCGGAGCUCUAUGCGACAGUCUUCGUAAUAGCUGGCAGAAUUCCGAAGAAAUCGAGAAGCUACAUGGAUAUGAUAUAGUGGUCAAGAUUCUCCGUUCAAAGACUUCUUUGGUCAACAUCACAAGCUUUGAAACGUUGUUUGAAUUCCUCGGUCUCAACUUUCGAUCACCUGACCAUUCGACCAUCGUGAACACUGUGGCAUAUAGAGCCAUUGCUCUCGAUUUUGAACUUUGGUCGCAAACUAACGUGGAAGUUCAGCGUGUGCACAUAGAACAUUUUGCGUUCCUUCUGAGGGCAAGCCGCUUUAGAAAGUUCAAUGCCAAACAUAGGCUCCUAAAAAUGGGUAUCGUUCGCCGGUUUUUAUUUGUGCUUCAGUCAGGAUGGUAUCAGCCUGAUAUGGUACCGUUUGUUAUCAAUGCCCUUUUCGUGGUCGCGCAAGCCUCUUUCUCGGCUGAGGAUGCAAUCAAACCAAUUACAUCAUAUCUUGCUGCGAAUCUCCAUGAAGUCCUAGGUCAAAAGGGGAACGCAUCUCCUCGGUCAGUCGUUUCCCACUCUCCCCGGAGCCAGCGUCAAAAGGUGGCGGAGCAAGUUCUCGAAGUCUUUGUAUCUACACUUCGAGUGCCAUCGUUGCAUGCGAAGUUUGCUGCGGUUUUACCUUUGCACCGUAUUUGCUUAUUUCUCGACAUUUCUUCGUCAUUUGUUAGGAAGUUCGACUUAAUUCAUGGAUGGGCUGUGCUUAGAAUGGUUUUACCGAACGUUUGGGAUCAGGAUGUUCACAAAGCUGCUUUCGAUGUGCUCUUAGGGCGUGUAACAACAGGAAGCACUGCUGCUCCAGCUGACUCGGAGGCUGUCGUCAUGUGCUGUCCACAGCUCAUCCCAGUGAUUCUUACAGCACUUCAAAGAAGUAUUGAAGCAGCACCGUCCCCUUCUGUUUUUGUGGACGAGGACCAAGAAGAGCCAGUCAAAAGCACCACCGAGACCCUUCUUGAGGACCUGAUUAGCCUCCAUUCUUCCAGUGUUUCAUUCAGGCGUAUUUUCAAGUCACAGAGUAUUACACAGAUCCUAGUUGAUACACUGGUGUUAUCUGUACAUGCCAAAUCAGCAACUAGCGAGAUCAGUCAGCUGUCUCAAAGGUUGAGUGAGAAGUUGAUGCAUUUGAGCGCUCUCGUUGCGAUGGACAACGUCGUAACAAAUGCUACAAAAGAUAAAAUCUUAGGCAUUAUUCAAGCAGAAGGGAAGAAGGAAACUGUUUCUAUCAACACGUCGAAGAAUAGUUUUUCACCGUCCGGGGGUCUCACUGCUUCUGAAGAACAGAGUGUCCUGAAAUCGUUAAAUCGAGGCGAACAAUGGCGUAAUACAAUCAUAGUUUCUGAGCGGAAACGCUUUCGCAAGACUGUCCUGGAUAUGCACGAGCUCCGAAGACAGGUUUCUCAUUUCAACCAAUGGACUCUUAUACUGUCUUCCGAGCGUAGCAUUUGGCCACCCACCCCACAACAUCGUUCAUGGCGAUUAGACGAAACGGAAGGCCCAUUUCGAAUUCGGAAGAAGCUAGAGCCAAUCGAUGAAACUACACACUCCAGCAUUAAUUUUGAGAGCAGUCGACAAAUGACUAGCUUCGCAGACGUUGACUCGGAUAUCGCAUCAUUCCAUCAGAUAGAGCCCUCCUCAUGGUCAGAGAGUCAAGAAAUAUCGUCGACUGAAACGAAUGAUGAGCGCCAACUGGCAGAAGACGUUUCAGAAGACAAGCAUAGAAGAGUGCGACAUGAGUUGGAGCCGGGAGAUGUUAUUGAGGCAGUCAGUACAGUGGCUAGAGUUGCUGGAGUAGACUCCUCUCCCGGCUUGUUGAUUUUUGGCCAAUCACAUAUUUACAUGUUAGACGGUCUUGUGGAAGGUGACGGCGGUGAAGUUAUUGAUGCACACGAUGCUCCGAAAAGGCUUCUCUUUAUUCCUGGUAGCAUUGUCGAGUUAAAUGGUCUUCAAAGAGCUCAACGCUGGAGUCUUGACCAAUUGAUCAGUUUUAGCGACAGAACAUUCCUUUUUAGAGAUGUCGGGCUUGAAUUGUUUUUCAGAGACAGUCGUUCACUGUUGGUCGUUUUCUUGGACAAGUCCCAACGACAAGUUGCCGACCAGCGGCUAAAUUCCAUUCUAGAAAAGCGAGAAUCUCACGAUGGAGUUGCAGCAGGCAUUGUUCUCCACAAAACUCCACUUGGAAGAGUUGGUGCAAAAGUUAUGGCAAACUUUCGCAUAGGUGAAUUGUCAGACGCUCAACGUAGAUGGCAAAACAGAGAAAUUAGCAACUUUGCAUAUAUUAGCAUACUCAACCAGAUAUCGGGAAGAACACCCAGUGAUGCUACCCAGUAUCCCAUAUUCCGUGCGAUUUUCUUCACACACUCGUUUAUCCUCACAAAGCCCAUGGGUGCAUUAACGGACGGCCGACGUGAAGCUGCUCAGACUCGGUAUAUGAACCUAGAGAGUGUUGGUGAAGAACCAUUCCAUUACGGAACACAUUUUAGCUCAUCCAUGAUUGUUUGUCACUUUCUGAUAAGAAUGGCUCCAUAUACGAAUAUGUUCAAGACGUUGCAGAUUCUCAACAUCUUUUGCAGCGAUAUCGCAAGGACCUUCGACUCGGCCUCCAAGGAUAAUCGUGGAGAUGUUCGAGAAUUGAUCGCCGAAUUCUUUACUUCUCCCGAGUUUUUAGAGAAUUCAUCGAAUCAUGAUUUUGGAGUGCAGCAAAGUACUGGUGAUAAGAUCCAUGAUGUCAAGCUUCCACCAUGGGCUAAGAAAGAUCCUCUCUUAUUUGUUGUAUUGCACCGCCGCGCCUUAGAGAGUGACUAUGUCAGCGAAAACCUUCCGGCAUGGAUCGAUCUUAUCUGGGGUUGUAAACAGCGCGACCCUGCAGCAGUGAACGUUUUUCAUCCGUUAAGUUAUGAAGGGUCAGUAGAUCUUGAUAAGAUCACAGAUGACCUGGAGCGAGAGGCAACAGUUGGCAUCAUUCAUAAUUUUGGACAAACGCCUCACAAGUUGUUCAAUGCAUCCCAUCCGACGAGAAAUAUGUUGGGUUCUUCAUCUUUACCCGCUGGCACGCUACGCGGGAUAGAGGAGGAUGCUCUUUUGUUAGCUCAGGAGAGUAAGCCUGUCUCUGAAAUAGGCUCGCCGGUGGGUAAUAUCGCGGUAGAGCCUACCAACAUGAAAAUCUACGCAACUCGAUUUGGUAUCCUGAAUACACCAAUGCGCCCACAUGAGCAGGUACAAUGGGUACGUAGCAAUCCACACAGCUUACGGCUGAUACAAAUCGUGGAAUCGGUAUUUUGUACAUGCGCUGCUUUUGCAGAUACGGAUACUCUGGUCACUGGCUCGAGCGAUUACGCGGUGCGUCUCUGGCAGAUAAUUCGGGCUCGACAAAGUGGCCCUGGCUUUGGAGGAAAGAAUGUAGCAACCAAUAUGGCGAUAACGCAUACGAUGCGCGCACACACUGCCAAGGUAUUGUGCGUAGCAGCCUCGCGAUCAUGGUCAAUCGUUGUGAGCGGCUCCAAGGAUGGCAGUGCUGCACUAUGGGACCUCAACAGAGGCAUUUACACCAAAUCCAUCUGGCAUAAAGAGGAGGACCAACGUUCUGAUUUGGCAGAGGUGCACUUGGUUGCAAUCAACGAAAGCACAGGAUACAUUGCCACUUGCUCUCGUGCCCAACUUUGCCUACACACCAUCAAUGCCCGACCUAUAGCAAAGGUUGCCCUUGACUCGCCCAAUCUUUCCCGUUCGCUCCUGCCCUCGGUCACAUCCCUAGCGUUCCACGAAAGGGAGUACUCGCAACUUGGCGUCCUCGCGACGGGCGGUCCCGAUGGCGCGAUCACCCUUCGUACAUGGAACGCUGAUGGCACGCCUCCCGGAGAGAAAGCCGAAUGGGAGUUUGUGACGAUUACCACUCUGAAGCAUAGACCGUCGGAUAUCAAUCAAUUUUCGCCUUGCUAG